Molecule: messenger RNA, 840 nt
Organism: Microdochium trichocladiopsis
Lineage: Eukaryota; Fungi; Ascomycota; Sordariomycetes; Xylariales; Microdochiaceae
Exons: 1
Coding region: 72-704 (210 amino acids)
Source: RefSeq, a predicted model, not a curated record
AACUCCCACACCGAGAUCCGGCCUCGAUCGCUGGCUGACGGCAUCCUGUUCGAGAGCGCAGGUUCCUCGCCAUGUCGCAUCUCUGCCCGUGCCGUCUCAUCUUUGUGUCUUCCCUCCGUGUCCCAGAUUGUUGCACAACAGACACCUCCCAGCUGGCUUGGCCUGGGACGCGCAAGCAGGGCCACUCGUUGCCGCCCGGCCUGCAGCCAGCCCAGGCACCACAUUACCGGCGGCAGGGGCCACCUGGCGAAUCAGCAUCGACCCAGCCCUCCCCUCCGGCGCCUAUUCCAACGCUUCAUCUGUUUCGCGCAUCACCACCAGCACUCCAUGGCCUGCCAUUCGUCCCGCGCCGGCCAUCCGCGGUCGCCUGCUCCACAGGACAUGUCGCUCGUCCUCUCCUGCCGUCCACUCAAGCGCCGCCAUGGCCUCGCCAGAGCCAUCGCCAGACGACGUGGCGACACUGUUGCUUCGGCCUCGCGGGCUGGCCGCGCUUGCGUGGCACGGUGGCCCAUGGCCAGCCGCCGUCUGCCUCAAAACCGCGUCUCUGCCAAUGCCUGCCCAAAUCACAAUUGAAUCUCCUGCUUCUCCUCCCGUCGGAACUGUCGUCCUGUGUUUGUGACGCGGCCUUUACUCUUUCUUUUGUUUUGGUGCUGGAGUUGACUUGCCAUCGUUGUGCCGUCCUCUGCACGUCCAGUCACGCCUGACUCCUAGCUUGUUCAUCUUGACACUCCUUCCGUCAAACAUCAUCAACAGCCUCGAUCACCUCAUUACUCUGCACGCCAGACGAACGUUUCUGCCCCUGAGACUCUGCUCUUUUCAUAUCCACAAACUCUUUGGCCG